Fusarium coffeatum is the source of this 1686-nucleotide messenger RNA. RefSeq lists its product as uncharacterized. Gene Ontology annotation, molecular function: calcium ion binding. NCBI's taxonomy places the organism in Eukaryota, Fungi, Ascomycota, Sordariomycetes, Hypocreales, Nectriaceae. Gene Ontology annotation, biological process: protein folding. The transcript has 3 exons. Bases 1 to 1686 code for a protein of 561 amino acids. Gene Ontology annotation, cellular component: endoplasmic reticulum membrane; endoplasmic reticulum. The record is from RefSeq and is a predicted model, not a curated record.
AUGAAGUUCAACGCUGUCGCGGCGGCCAUGUCGGCUGCCAUGCUUACUGGCAACGUUCACGCCGAGGAUGUUAAGGAGGCUUCUCCCUCCGUUCCCGAUAAGCUUCCCACCUUUACUCCUACCAACCUCAAGGCUGAGUUCCUUGAGCAAUUUACCGACGACUGGGACCAGCGCUGGCAACCCUCUCAUGCGAAGAAGGACACAUCUGGCACCGAGGAGGAAUGGGCAUACGUCGGCGAGUGGGCUGUCGAGGAGCCUGUCAAGUACAAGGGAAUUGAUGGUGAUAAGGGUCUUGUUGUCAAGAACCCUGCCGCUCACCACGCCAUCUCUGCCAAGUUCCCCAAGAAGAUUGACAACAAGGGCAAGACUCUUGUGGUUCAGUACGAGGUUAAGCUACAGAAUGGCCUCGAAUGUGGCGGUGCCUACAUGAAGCUCCUUCGGGAUAACAAGGCCCUUCACCAAGAAGAGUUUGCCAACACCACUCCUUAUGUGAUCAUGUUUGGUCCUGACAAGUGUGGUCACACCAACAAGGUUCAUUUCAUCUUCAACCACAAGAACCCCAAGACCGGCGAGUACGAGGAGAAGCAUCUCGAAUCUCCCCCUACUGCUAAGAUCACAAAGACCUCGGAGCUCUACACUCUGAUUGUCCACCCCAACAACACCUACGCCAUCAAGCAGAACAACGAGGAGGUCAAGACAGGCAGCCUCUUGGAGGAUUUCUCCCCCGCCGUCAACCCCCCUGCCGAGGUUGACGAUGUCGAUGACAAGAAGCCCGAGGACUGGGUCGACGAGGCCCGCAUUCCCGACCCUGAGGCCAAGAAGCCUGAGGAUUGGGACGAGGAUGCUCCCUUCGAGGUUGUCGAUGAGGAGGCUACCAAGCCUGAGGACUGGCUCGAGGACGAGCCCGUUACCAUUCCCGACCCCGAGGCCCAGAAGCCUGAGGACUGGGAUGACGAGGAGGAUGGUGACUGGAUCGCCCCUACUGUCCCCAACCCCAAGUGUGGUGAUGCCUCUGGCUGUGGUCCUUGGACUAAGCCCAUGAAGCGAAACCCCGACUACAAGGGCAAGUGGACCGCACCUUACAUCGAGAACCCCGCAUACAAGGGCACCUGGGCUCCCCGCAAGAUUAAGAACCCCAACUUCUUUGAGGACAAGACCCCUGCCAACUUCGAGCCUAUGGGAGCUAUUGGCUUCGAGAUCUGGACCAUGCAGAACGACAUUCUCUUCGAUAACAUCUACAUUGGCCACUCUAUUGAGGAUGCUAACAAGCUUGCCGAGGAGACCUUUGGUAUCAAGCACCCUAUCGAGAAGGCCCUCGCUGAGGCUGAUAAGCCCAAGAAGGAGGACAAGCCCCGAUCCCCUAGCGACCUCAACUUCAUGGAGGACCCUGUUCACUACAUCACCGAGAAGAUUGACCUCUUCAAGGCUAUCGCUGCUCAGGACCCCAUCCAGGCUAUCAAGUUCGUCCCUGAGGUCGCUGGUGGCUUUGCCGCUCUCCUCAUUACUGUCGCUGGCCUGAUUGCUGUCCUCUUCAACCUGGGCAAGUCUCCCGCUGUCCAGCAGACUGCCGAGAAGGCUUCCGACAAGGCCAAGCAAGUCAAGGACAAGGCCGCCGAGGCCAGCGCCACCGGUGCUGAGAAGGUCAAGGGCGAGGUCAACAAGCGCACCACUCGCAGCCAGUCGUAA